AUUUUAUUCCAUCUUUUUUUACUGUGCAAUAUUCCUCGCAUUUUCCGUAAAUUCUCUAUCUCUCUCUGUCACUCAAAUCCCCGAUCCCAAUGGUUUUCCAUCUUACCCGCGAACGUCGCUUGACGUUGGUGAUCAGUAUCUCCGCAUCUUUCUUCAUAGCGGAGAUUUCAGUUGGCUUCUACACCCGCUCUCUCGCGCUGGUGGCCGAUGCAUUCCAUUAUCUGAACGAUCUGGUCGGAUUCAUUGUAGCUCUCGUCGCAUUAAAGAUGUCGCAGCGGAGCAAACACCCGAAGGAGCUAUCCUUUGGUUGGCAACGAGCCCAGCUGCUGGGUGCUUUCUUCAACGGCGUCUUCCUCCUGUCCCUGGGCAUUAGCAUUUUCCUACAGUCGAUCGACCGGUUUAUAUCGUUGGAGAAACUCGAGAACCCGAAGUUAGUCUUGAUUGUCGGAUGUGUGGGUUUGGGCCUCAAUCUUGUGAGCGGAGUUUUUCUACACGAGCAUGAUCACGGCGAAGGGCCUUCUUCGGUCGAUGAUGGCUCCGAUUUGUCAAGUCAGGAAUCUGUUUUGGAACAUAGGGGCUCACUCUCCCGGGUCGUGCGCCCUCACGUCGAGCAUCGACACCUUGUCAAGCCCCAAGCCAAUAAAAAGGGGCACGAUCUCGGAAUGAUGGGCGUCCUCAUCCAUGUCCUCGGCGAUGCGAUCAACAAUAUCGGCGUCAUCAUAGCUGCCCUGGUGAUAUGGAAGGCUGAUUACGAGGGGAAAUACUAUGCUGAUCCAGCCGUGAGCAUGGGUAUCGCGUUUGUGAUCCUGUUGUCUUCACUUCCUUUAGUCCGUAAGAGCGGGGCAAUCCUCCUACAGAGCGUCCCUCUUGGACUCGACCCAGAAGAUGUCCAACAUGACCUAGAAGCAAUCCCCGGUGUGGAAUCCGUCCAUGAGCUCCAUAUCUGGCGUCUCAAUCAAGAAAAGGCCAUUGCGUCCGCCCACCUCGUGGUCUCCGACGAGCUGAUUAGCGAUUUUACCGACAAGGUCAAGAUCAUCAAUGAGUGCUUCCACGCUUACGGAAUCCACAGCACCACGCUACAGCCCGAGCAUGUGCGUCUCCUCCCGAGACAAGCGAGAAAAUCGACCGACGGUAUUGAGUUUGCACAGCAAGUCGCGGCUGGGAGUAAUCAGGGGGUAAUACAACGGCAUGUGCUGAGUGAAGAAGUUGGACCUGCGAGUCCAAAUACUGCGGCAUGUCGGGUGAACUGCGGGAGCAAUUGUGAUGGGUAUGCUUGCUGCGUUCGAGAAAAAACACUCUAAGAGCGCAUCCACGUUGAGUAUGGUACUAGAUGAAGUGAGCUGAGGCUUCAUUAUUCCUUUUGGUAGGCAGCGAUUCUGCAGAGCCUCUCGCAAUGGUAGGGAAGAAAAACAAAAUGAUGCAUAUAUAGUGAAGAGCUGAUUCUCUAAACCGUGGAAAUUAUGGGGGGAUAGGGAUGAUAAUUCGAAUGUGUCUACAGAAUAUUA
This is a messenger RNA of Aspergillus alliaceus, 1505 nucleotides long. RefSeq names its product cation diffusion facilitator family transporter. Gene Ontology annotation, cellular component: membrane. The record is from RefSeq and is a predicted model, not a curated record. Bases 90 to 1301 code for a protein of 403 amino acids. The transcript is spliced from 9 exons. NCBI's taxonomy places the organism in Eukaryota, Fungi, Ascomycota, Eurotiomycetes, Eurotiales, Aspergillaceae. Gene Ontology annotation, biological process: zinc ion transmembrane transport; intracellular zinc ion homeostasis. Gene Ontology annotation, molecular function: zinc ion transmembrane transporter activity.